CAGCUAGGCUGCCCGGUGUUUGCUUAGUAACCUAGCGGAGUGGCAUGCUGUUGCGUGUGCCAGAGCAGCCUGUCGGGAGGCGUUGCAGGUGGUUGCGUCGCUGUGGAAGCCUCUCCCAGGUAAUCGAACACUAACCUCAACCUGACCCCACGUACCUACUUCACCUUGCUGUACAUUAUUCGCACAGUUGACGCGACCCGGACUCUCACAACUGCCUCUCACAACCCUCGAAUUUGAACCUGAGUUGCCGAUGCCACUUUGACUUGCAAACGUUUGUGUUGGGUGUGAGCACCUGCUUCCCACUCACUCCUCGCUCUGCUCGACCUCCAUCCCGACACAGGGGCGACCCACUCGCCAUGGCUGCUCCCGCUGACGCAAAGAGAGAAAUCGAGCUCAUCGAGAAAGUCGAAUGGCGGAUUCUCUCAGCUUCUUCCGACGAAGAGAAGCUUCAAGGCCUUCUGAAGGUCUAUCUGACUCCCUUGCUGCUCAAAGCCGGCAGUGAGCAUGUCUCGGUCAGAAACAAGGUUAUUUCCACCUGCCAGACCAUCAAUAAACUCGUCAAGUCACCAGGCAUCGUGUUGCCCGUUCCCUCUCUGCUGGACCAGUACAAGGCCACAGAACAACCCCUUGUCCGGCACUUUGACCUGGUUUACAUUCAACACAGCGUCGGGAAGCUGGACAGGGAUGAACAGCGUGCCCUCGUCCCGAAGGCAUUCCGCGGCAUCAGCAAUGGCUCAACAUCCUCCAUCAGCCGACUCUUUAACGUCACUCUGCGCAUGCUCCCUGCCGUCAAAAUCCCGCCACGUGGAAGUAAGGAGGAUGUUGACUUCCGAGAAGCCAUGGGCUUGGCGAAUCCUGAAGAUGCCCGCUUCGUCGCCUCGUGGUUCGGGAAGCUUCUGCUGCUCCGCGUAAACGCGACGAGCUCAGCCGAGUCACCCGGCUUGACUGACGCAGAUAUCAGUUUCCUCACUCUUGACAAGCCAGGGACCUGGGACCCUGCGGCUGGAGGAUUGAACCUGCCCGAAACUCGGAUCCAGGUGGCCAACUUGCUAGCCAGCGGUGCCUUCACUGAUAAGGAACGGUUCAUACCCGCCAUUUACACCGCGUCAAGUUCCGACUACCGCGUCUCGGGGGUUGGGGAUGACCUGCUGAAGCGCAGUUCCGUCUCGCUCGAAGACCAAGACUUGGUCCAGAAGCUGUUUGAAGCGCACUCCAGGCUCCCUCCACCGUACCGGAUCCGCAUCCUUGGCGUUCUCAGCAAGUCGGAAACGGCGACCACAUUCACCGACGACAUCCUUGCCGCCUUUCGCCGAAAUAUCGCCAGUCAAGCCGAGGUAGGUGACGCCAUGCAGAUUGAUGGCCAGACUUCAACCGCAAAGCCCACUGGCCUUGAGCUGAACAAGCUCCAUCGCGCCCUGUUCGAGUUCAUCAACUGGGUUGCUCGUAUCGGGCCGACCAAAACCGAUUACAACAAGAUAGGUCCUCCCCUGGUUGAGCUGCUCAAAGACUUCAUAAAACGACAGGGUUGGCCGAAGCCCGGGCGCCUGUCGCUUGACGAGAGCGUGUUGCGCUCCAGGGCGUACGAGACCAUUGGAAUCCUUGCGAAGGGGGCCUCUAUGUCGGAGCACGACCGCCUGGCCUUGGCUGGCUGGUUGUUUCGUUCCCUCUCAGAAGACCCAACCCCAGAUGUUGUCGUCAACAUUGAUGGCGCCCUGUCAAGCCUCACAAGCCUGUUCAAGCCUCCACACAGUUUCAUCGUCAACAGGCAACUACAAUCCAUUCUCCUGACCUACAUGACGCUGAAGGAUGACGAAGGUGACGUCGUCCGGAGUGCGCGGCAUGCAGUGACGAAGUGGGCAAACCACUGUUUGCCAUUCUCUGACAUCUAUGCCCGUUGGAUCGAUAUUCUCGCCAUUGCCGGUCGUCCUGACGAGCGCAGCGACGUAGUCGAGGAAGGUCACAAGGGCCUGGAUCCUUGGGCAUAUUACGCUAACGACCACAAGUCGCGAACCCUGCCAGACUGGAAGGAGAUGGUCCAGAUGUUCUUCAAAGAGUCCAUCACUCCUUUGAACGCCUCUCCGAUUUGGGCUCGGGGCCCAAGAAUGGAGGUCGACGACAGGGGUGUCUCCAUCAACUUCCCUGCCGAAUCACUUCCAGCAUUCCCCGUUGCCGUCGAGUUUUGCAAACGAAUUCUGUUCUUGACCGCACUCAAGGAUUUCCUCGUCGAGCCAGGGUGGGAACGGCGGCUGGAAGCACUAUUGCAGUCUGACCUGGCCAGCCGCCAAACAAUACGGGGAUACCUGUUUGCCUUCCCCCGCCAAGAACACGCUCUCUUCCACCUCCUCCGCGCUACGUUCGAAGGCAUGAUCAAGGAGGACGUUAAGAUUGCUGAGCCGUGUGCCAGAGCGUUCGUGGAUUUGGCGUCUUUGUCGCCGAAGGCCGUCCUAGAGCCUCUGGCAUCCCGCUCACUGGAGCUGUUACCUCUCGUCAAGUCGAACAAGAAGGAACUCCGUGCUCUCGGGUCGAAGGCCUUUGGAAUCCUUGCAGCUCACCCGUCUAAUCCUGCCGAGUUCAUCGCCAGGGUCAGGGAGACAUUGGUUGCCAUCACCAAGAACCUCACAACGGCGGUAGGAUCGGAGCUCAACGCCGUCGAGGGCGCAUUCCUUGCUCUCGCUCACCUCAGCUCCAGGUGCAUUUACUACUCUCCAGAAUCGAGCGCUAUUGUUGGUGCUGCUAUUGACGGGAUAUUCCCGACUCUCGACUCUGUUUCCUCCUGCACAAUGUCAACUCAGGAAAUCCUGUUCGAAGCGUACUCUCAGCUUUGGACUGCCGCCAUCCCACCUGUACCAGCAAACGAAAUUUCCCAAGAGAACAUGGCUGACCUUCUCUCAAAAGCCUUUAUCGAGCCGCUCGUCAGCCAUGCAAAGAAGGGCAAUGAGAAAGCCAUCACCGGUCUGGGAAGGCUUGCCAUCUCAAUUCCAGCAACGGAGGCACUCGACCCCAACACGCCGGAUGACGUUCUUGGUUCAAUCCUCGACAAGCUGUACUCGCUGUACGAUAUCAAACAGGCUCAGGUGCACUUCGCUGUGGGGGAAGCCAUUGCAGCAGCGAUCGCAUGUUGGGACGCUGAUGUGAUCAAACUUACUGUCGAUGUACAGGCCGAAGAAACCGGGUUCGGCGUCUCCAAGCGUCCAGUGCGUCUGGCUGCCGUCCUAAAGAAGCUUCUGAUGGACUGCAAGACCACCAAGCCAUCCUUGUUGAAAGCUUCUGGCAUCUGGCUGUUCUGCGUAAUCCAGCACUGCUCACACUUGUACGAGGUCCAGUCCAGACUCCGAGAAUGCCAGGUCGCUUUCAUGCGGCUUCUCAGCGCAAGAGAUGAGCUCGUCCAGGAGACUGCGUCACGAGGUCUGGCCUUGGUGUACGAGAAGGGCGAUGCGGCUCUCAAGGGCGAACUUGUCCGCGACUUGGUGUCGUUCUUCACCGGCUCGGCGCCUCAACUCAAAGUGGACCAAGAGACCGAGCUCUUUGAUGCUGGCGCUCUCCCUACCGGCGACGGCAAGUCCGUCACUUCGUACAAAGACAUUGUGAGUCUAGCGAACGAAGUCGGCGACCCGAGCCUGGUUUACAAGUUCAUGUCGCUGGCUACCAACGCCGCGACAUGGUCAACCCGGUCCGCCUUUGGGCGCUUCGGACUCAGCAAUAUCCUGGCCGAGUCGGAGAUUGACCCAAAGCUUUACCCCAAGCUGUACCGCUACCGCUUUGACCCAAACCAGAACGUCCGACGCUCCAUGAACGAUAUCUGGAAAGCAUUGGUGAAAGACCCAAACGCUGUCAUGGAGACACACUUUGAUAGCAUCAUGAAGGAUUUGCUGAAGAGUAUCCUCGGCAAGGAAUGGCGAGUCCGCGAAGCUAGCUGUGCCGCCAUCUCCGACCUCGUUUCGGGGCGGUCGUUUGAGAAGUACGAGCGGUACUACAAGGAUAUCUGGUCUGCCGCGCUGAAGGUGCUUGACGACGUCAAGGCAACGGUUCGGAACGCGGCACUGCACCUCUGCAUUGCACUCUCUACAACACUUGUCCGGCAGCUUGAAGAAUCAGGCUCAACCGCAACGGCAAAGGCCAUGAUGAACGAGGCCCUCCCCUUCCUGCUCUCCGACAAAGGCAUAGAAAGCGGCGUUGAGGACGUCAAGAUCUUCGCCACUAUCACGGUCAUGAACAUCGCCAAAAGCGGCGGCGACGCAAUUAAGCCCUACAUACCCACCCUGAUCCCCCAAUUCCUCGGCCUCCUGAGCACCAUUGAACCCGAGGCCAUCAACUACCACUACCAGCGGGCAGGCGAGGAUAACCGCGAGAAGAUCGACAAGCUUCGCAGCGCCAUGGUAUCGCGCAGCCCCAUCGUCGAGGCCAUCGAUAACACCCUGCGCAGCGUUGACUCAACUGUCAUGAAAAACUUGGCCCCAAGACUUCUAGAAUCCAUCAAAUCCGCCCUCGGCAUGCCCACCAAGCUCGGCUGCGCCCGCGUCCUCUCGACCCUCUCAACCCGCCACGCCCUCUCCUUCGCCCCUUACUCCCCGACCUUCGUCGCCCUCAUGGAGAAGCAGAUCCUCGACCGCAACGACGAAGUCAGCCAGAACUACGCCCGCGCCGCGGCGUACCUCAUCCGCAUCGUCCCGGACCCGGAACCCAAGACCCGUUACGCCGACCGCCUCGUUGCCCUGUACCUCACCUCCGAGGACGAAACCCGCCGCCAGAAGGUUGCCGACGCCGUCCUUGCCCUCUCCAAAAUCUCCCCGGACCACUUCAGCGCUCUCGAGACGAACCUCCUGCCCUUUGCCUUCCUCGCCCGCCACGACACGGACGACUACGUCCGCAAGGAGGCACAGGAGGUCUGGGACACGCACGCUGGAAGUUCCGGUCUGACCGUCGUGCGGUACCUGACCGAGGUUGUCGUGCUGGUAGAGCGGUGUCUAGGUGCUGCUCAGUGGGGCAUCAAGCACACGGGCGCGCUGGCCGUGGCGUCGGCUGUGGAGGCAGUUGUGGCCGCCGGCGAGGCGUCGGGCAGGGUGAAUCUCGAGGGGCUGAAGGUGCUGUGGCCUGUGUAUGACAGAGCGCUGGCGCUCAAGACGUUUGAGGGGAAGGAGAGGCUACUGAAGCCGUUGCCUGGGUUUGUCAAGGCUUAUGGGGCUCGGUGGAAGGAGGAUGCGAAGAUGGCGGAGCUGUUGAGGAAGGUUGUUGUGCGGGAGGCGAAGAGGAACAAUGACGCGUACCGGCCGCAUGCGUUUCAGUGUUUGUGGAGGGUGGCGGCGGUGCGCGACGACCUGGAGAUGGUGGGAGAGAUUGCGGAGAUUGUGGGGGGAUAUUUGGUGGUGGAGGAGGCAGAUGAGGAUGUCAUGGACGUGGACCAGCCCAAGGGGGUCAGCAAAGGGAGGAGCAAGGGCCUGGAUCUCAGGAGCCUGACCGUUUGGGCUGCUAUGGAGGCCAUCUUGAAGGGGUAUAACCGGGUGACUAUGAAGCAGGAUCCAAUGUCGACCCUGCGAGAGGUAGUGCUGGCGCUGGAGUCGGCUGCUGGUGGUCAGUCCAAGUCACUCAACGCCGCAUCGCCCUACGUCGCGAGGCACGAAUUCCAGACCAUCAGACGUACAUUCUGGUAUGACUGCGUCAAGGAAGUGAUGGAGGAUGCAGUCGGCGAGGUUAUCGUUCAUGACGGUAACGCGAGCACCCUGGUUGGACAGCGGGAGGUUGUCAAGUGGUUCUUGAACACUCUCGACCUGGGCACCGACGACACCGGCACAGAGAAUCAGCGGAUGGCCAGGGUCAAGGCAGUCAGGGCUACAUUACGACUAGGGAAGGCAGGCGCCGGACUUUCCGUCGAUAAUGGAUGGAGGGCGGAAAUUAGGCGUGUUGUUGAUGAGGCUUUGGGGAAGGAGAGGUCGCUUGAGGUGCAAAAGGUUUGGAAGGAGUGUUUGGAGCUGUUGAGUACUUGACACGUACCUGAACUGAUCCAAGCAAGCGCAGAGGGUAUGGCGUUCCGUCUGUUCAUAUGCACUUUAAGUCACGGGGCGGUAUUGGACGUAGUUCCAGGCAGUGCAAUUCCGUCUUGGGGUUUGAUGCUUCUGUCUUUGAUCACGGCCCCGUUCUGAGUGCACCGGUCUCAACCAUUCCUGGGAAAUAUCCGGGCACAAGAGAGACUUGAAGAACAUCUACAGUACAGUACAGCAUUUUUGGCAACAUGUUAAGCGUGAAGGCACUGAAGAAGGUUGGCUUUGACUCUAGAUCAAGAGCUCUCGUUAAUGCUACGAUAUACGUG
Molecule: messenger RNA, 6304 nt
Organism: Parathielavia appendiculata
Lineage: Eukaryota; Fungi; Ascomycota; Sordariomycetes; Sordariales; Chaetomiaceae
Exons: 3
Coding region: 357-5981 (1874 amino acids)
Biological process (GO): proteasome assembly
Cellular component (GO): nucleus; cytoplasm
Molecular function (GO): molecular adaptor activity
Source: RefSeq, a predicted model, not a curated record